AGGAGGAGGAGGAGAGAGCGGAGUAUACCGCAGACAUCAUUUCUACUACAGUGGCGGAGCCGGAGCCGUGCAGGACCUGUUUCACUGCGGGGGGAUCCAAAACAAGCCCCUGGGAGCAGCCGCCAGAGCCACCGCCGCAGCAAGACACUGUUUCUCUCCCUCUGCCCCCCCUUCCCCACGCCACCCCAGAUCCAUUUACACUUUACAUGGAUUUUACUUUGGCACUUAACUUCAAUGGCGGUUUGAUGACUAACAUAUUGUGAUACCGGCUCCCUUUGUUUCCUCGUAGAAGAGCAUCGUGCAGCAAGUCACCAAGGUGGUCUAUUCAGGCUGCAGACUCCUUUGUCAUCCUUGUACAGCACACUCCUCCUCAGCCGCUACAGAGAAGUGCGCUACACAUCAGCAUAUUGGAGCAAAAUGAGAGAGUUUAUUUUGAGACCUCCAAAUUAGUGCUGCUCCGGACCAUGAGCAAGAGAGAAAGUGUGGACUUCAGCAUGCACGAAUGGUCUUGAAACACAAGUGGUUUUGGGUCUAGGCAUUUUACACUGAGUUUUCUACUGCCACCCUUUCUACUCAAGCAAAAUCCAUGUGAAAAGAUCUGCUGGGAAGGAGCCAACUACUUACGUUUCUCCAUUGUGAUGAAAGCACAUGGUACAGUUUUCCAAAGAAGUUAGUUCGUUUUCUGGGGCAGAGGAACCACCCUGCUGUUUUCGUACGGUUUUCCUCACGUCUCUGUGAAAGGGGGAAGAACACGCCUGAGCCCAGGAGCGCUCCAGCUUCUCGUGGGACGUCUCCAUGGUGAAGGAAGGCUGGGGCUGCCGGUGAACCGCGCACAGUGAAUGUUAUUCCAGAGCUGCUGCUGGCGGACCGCACCCACGGGGAGAUGAUUCCUCAUGAAGAGCCUGGAUCCCCUACAGAAAUCAAAUGUGACUUUCCGUUUAUCAGACUAAAACCAGAGCCAGCCAGCCAGUGAAGCAGUCACCGUGGAGGGGGGACGGCGAAAAAUGAAAUCCAACCAAGAGCGGAGCAACGAAUGCCUGCCGCCCAAGAAGCGCGAGAUCCCCGCCACCAGCCGGCCUUCGGAGGAGAAGGCGGCCGCCGUCCUGCCCAGCGACAACCACCGGGCGGAGGGCGUGGCAUGGCUCCCGGGCACCCUCGGUGGCCGAGGCCACGGCCACGGGGGCGGAAGGCAUGGCCCGGCGGCGGCGGCGGCGGCGGCGGCGGCGGCGGCGGCGGGGACCUCGGCGGAGCUUGGUUUACAACAGGGAAUAGGUUUACACAAAGCGCUGCCCGCGGGCCUGGACUACUCCCCGCCCAGCGCGCCCAGGUCCGUGCCGGCCGCCACCACGCUGCCCGCGGCGUACCCUCCCCCGCAGUCCGGGACCCCGGUGUCGCCCGUGCAGUACGCGCACCUGCCGCACACGUUCCAGUUCAUCGGGUCCUCCCAGUACGGCGGGCCCUACGCGGGGUUCAUCCCCUCCCAGCUGAUCUCCCCCACGGCCAGCCCCGCCACCAGCGCGGUGGCCUCCUCUGCCACCGGGGGCAUCUCCACUCCAUCCCAGCGCUCCCAGCUGGAGGCCUAUUCCACCCUGCUGGCCAGCAUGGGUGGCCUGAGCCACGCCUCGGGACACAAGGCUGAGCAGCAGCAGCAGCAGCAGCAGCAACAGCAACAGCACUUGGGCAGGACUCCAGGGCUCAUGGCUCCGGGGUCCCCACCACCCGCCCCACAGAACCAGUAUGUCCACAUCGCCAGCUCCCCGCACAACGCAGCAGGGCGCACGGCCUCCCCGCCGGCCAUCCCCGUCCACCUCCACCCCCACCAGACGAUGAUCCCACACGCCAUCACCCUGGGGCCCUCCCCCCAGGUCCUAGUGCAAUACACCGACUCCUCCGGCAGCCACUUUCUUCCUCGGGAGGCCACCAAGAAAGCCGCCGAGAGCAGCAGGCUGCAGCAGGCCAUGCAGGCCAAGGAGAUCCUCAACGGGGAGCUGGAGAAGGGCCGGCGCUACGGGCCCCCCACCUCGGCCGACCUGGGCUUGGGGAAGGCCGGCAGCAAGUCGGCGUCUCACCCCUACGAGUCCAGGCACGUGGUCAUGCAUCCCAGCCCCUCCGACUACGGGAGCCGGGACUCCUCGGGGGUCCGGGCCUCUGUGAUGGUCCUGCCCAACAGCAACACCCCCGUCUCCGACCUGGACGUGCAGCAGCAGCAGGUCACGCACCGCGAGGCCUCCCCCUCCACCCUCAACGACAAAAGCGGCCUGCAUUUAGGGAAGCCGGGGCACCGGUCCUACGCGCUCUCGCCCCAACAGGCCCUGGGCCCCGAAGGCGUGAAGGCCGCCGCUGUGGCCACGCUGUCCCCCCACACGGUCAUUCAGACCACACACAGCGCCUCGGAGCCGCUCCCAGUGGGGCUGCCGGCCACCGCCUUCUACGCAGGGACCCAGCCGCCCGUCAUCGGCUACCUGAGCGGCCAGCAGCAGGCCAUCACCUACGCCGGCGGCCUGCCCCAGCACCUGGUCAUCCCCGGCACCCAGCCCCUGCUCAUCCCGGUGGGCGGCACCGACGUGGAGGGCGCGGGGGCCGCCUCUGCAAUAGCCACGUCGUCGCCCCAGUUUGCAGCAGUGCCUCACACGUUCGUCUCCACCGCCCUCCCCAAGAGCGAGAACUUCGGCCCCCCCGAGGCCCUGGUCACCCAGGCUGCCUACCCGGCCAUGGUGCAGGCCCAGAUCCACCUGCCCGUGGUGCAGUCCCUGGCGUCCCCGGCCGCCGUGCCCCCGGCGCUGCCCCCCUACUUCAUGAAAGGCUCCAUCAUCCAGCUGGCCAACGGGGAGCUGAAGAAGGUGGAGGACCUGAAGACGGAGGACUUCAUUCAGAGCGCGGAGAUCAGCAACGACCUGAAGAUCGACUCCAGCACUGUGGAGAGGAUCGAGGACAGCCACAGCCCGGGCAUCGCAGUGAUCCAGUUCGCCGUCGGGGAGCACCGGGCACAGGUCAGCGUGGAGGUUUUGGUAGAGUACCCUUUUUUUGUGUUUGGACAGGGCUGGUCGUCCUGCUGUCCAGAGCGAACCAGCCAGCUCUUCGACCUGCCGUGUUCCAAGCUCUCCGUGGGGGAUGUCUGCAUCUCGCUGACCCUCAAGAGCCUGAAGAACGGCUCGGUGAAGAAGGGCCAGCCCGUAGACCCCGCCAGCGUCCUGCUGAAGCACGCCAAGGCCGAGGCCCUCGCGGGCGGCAGGCACCGGUACGCGGAGCAGGAGAACGGCCUCCACCAGGGCGGCGCCCCGAUGCUCCCCGAAAACGGGGAACUGAAGUUUCCGGAGAAGAUGGGGUUGCCCACAGCGCCCUUGCCCCCAAAAAUAGAACCCGGCAAGCCCGCGGCCACCGCGAGGAAGAGGAGGUGGUCGGCGCCGGAGAGCCGCAAACUGGAGAAGUCGGAAGACGAGCCGCCCUUGACUCUGCCCAGGCCCUCUCUAAUUCCUCAGGAGGUUAAGAUCUGCAUCGAGGGCCGGUCCAACGUGGGCAAGUAGCGGCUGCGGCGGCGGCAGCGUGGGGGAAAGGAGCCCGGCCCUCCCUUUAUCAUUUAUAUCCAGAUUACUGUACUGUAGGCUGAAUAACACAGUAUUUACAUGGUAUCCUCUUCCUUUAGGUUUCUGUUAUGACCUUGUCGAUAGAGUUGCAGCCGGUGUUGCGCAGGAGACGGUGCAUAUGCUUUUUUCCACGCGUGUCUGUCCGCGGGCGCCUGGUGGGGAUGAAUGGGGCUUUAGCUGCCUUUCCCAGCAGCGCGGGGAGCAUCCGCUGGGCACUGACUGCUGCUGGUUUCGGGAGGAAGUUAGCGAGAAGGGGAUUGCAGGGGUGUGUGUGUGAGUGUUGGGGGGGAAGGGGCGGGGCAGGGAGCAGGGGUGCCACAGCACGCGAGGGUCUUCUUCUCUCCGCCUCCCCCUGCCUCACGUUCUCAGCACGGGGCUGGAGCUCCAGAGACGCGUCCUCAGGAGGUCUCCUGUACAAAAGAAAUAUCAGGAACCCAGCCUCAGGGCAUCCUUGAGAGGAUGGAAAGCUAACCCUGUAAAAGAACAUUAUUCCCCCCCAACCCCCAACAUAUUUUACAAUAAAAGCAACUUUUAAUCAUAGAGAUAUGUAUUUCCCCCUAUGGGGCCUGACUGCACUGAUUUUUUUUUUUUUUUUUCCUAAGAGCAACUGCCACACGUGGGAUUUCGUUUCUGCUUCGCUAGUCCAGUGCUGCCUCGGGGUGUCUGGUGGGCAGGCCGCCCCUGCUGCAGGGCUCCCUGAGGGUGCGGGGCGGCGGGGCCCACCCUGGUCCUGUGCAGUGUUAGGAAAACCAAUCAGGUGGUCGCGUUGACUUCCUCCCAAGAGGCAGAGGGAGCUGCCCUUCAGAGAGCUGCGGAAGCUCUUCACCGUGGGUUUGCAAAUCUUUUUGUCUUUUAACUCUAGUACUGUUUAUAGUUCAUGGCUAUGGACAACUCGGGUGCCACUUUUUUUUCAGAUUCCAGUGUGACGUGAGGAAUUGAAUUUUGAAGAUGAGCAUAUCUAUUGCUAUCUCUAAGCACUUAAAAUGCUGUUCACACUUUAUUACCAAGCAUCUUGGUCUAGCAUUCAACAAGUACUGUAUCUCACUUUAAAGUCUUUGGGAAGAAGAAAAAAACAAAAAAACUAAGUUGCUAUCUUUUUUUGACACUGUAACUGCAUUUCAGUUCUGCAGAGUUUCUCACGUCAAGAUAUUGACAGUUUCAAUGUGGUUUAAAAGGAUGAAUGUGAAUCAUGAACCAGUUAUGUGACAAUGAAUGACCACCCAGUGCAGCCUGGCGGGAAGGCACUUUCACUUUGAUGUUUGAGAAGGGAUUAAAGGCAUAUGCAGAGCUGGCAGAGAAACCGAGAGAAAAGGGAUGGAAAAAAGAAUACUCAUUUUUGUCCAGUGUUUUUUUCUUUUUAUGACGAACUUUUUAAAGAACCUUGCGAUUUGCACAUCUUGAGUUCAUAAUUUGUGUGAUAUUCCUGCAGUUUUUAUCCAAUAACAUUGUGGGAUAGGUUUGGGGGACUGAACGAGCAUAAAUAAAUGUAGCAGAAUUUCUUUCUAACCUGCCUAAACUCUAGGCCAUUUUAUAAAGUUAUGUUCCUUUCAAAAUUUAUUUUGGUCUUUCUACCACAUCUGUCACAAAAACCAGGUCUUUGGCAGGACAACUCUGAAAUUUUCUUCAGAUUCAUUGAGAGAGUUAUCCAUAGAGACAUUUAUAUAUGUGAGCAAAUUUUUUUUAAAAACCUCAUUGUUGUUGUUACUGUUUUUUCAGAAUGACUUUUUUUUUUUUCAUCUGAAAUCAAAUCAAGAUUUGGUGUUUGGUACAAACCCAGAAAGGUAUUUCAGAAUUUAAACCUUUCAUUCCCAGAGAAGUGAAAUAUUGUUUGUGGGUUAUCAGUUUGCAUCUCAAAGUGCUUUUAAAAAAAAAGUUUUAUAAGUAGGAAGAAAUUUUUAAUAUUCGUACUUGGAAUGGCUGCAGCUAAUCUGAACAAAAACUUCUGAUUUUCCUGUUCUCAUUGAGAAAUAAUACUUUUCCCAUUUCACAAAUUUAAGAAGUCCUAUUUCAACCCACAUUUUGGCUAUCUAGUGUUCCUGCACAUUUUGUCCUCACCAGGACUAAUGAGCUUAUAAACCAUUUUCUGGAAUGUACCAAAAACAUUUGAAUAGGUAUAGAAUAGCUAGAGCCGGUCCUUGACUCCGAAUUUCACCACCCUUCCUGCAUGCUCGCAGAGAGCUGGGUGGGCCCAUUCUCGCAGUCAUAAUGCUCCUUUAGUGCUGUAUUUUUUUAAAGCGUUUCUGUCCAGAGAACUUGCUUAAUCUUCCAUAUAUUCUGCUCAGGGCACUUGCAAUUACUAGGUUUUAUUUUUCUUUUUCUUUUAUAACCUUUGGUGGCAAGAGGAAUACGGGGCUGCCACAUCGACUUUGUCCUCAUUGGCGCCACUCACGUGGACUCAGAAAGACACACACCACCAUUUGGCUUACUUCGAGCAUGGAACUAACUGGACCCACACCACCAACACUGAAGUGGGAAAAUAUACAUGGUUGGAGCAAUAGGAAUGUCGUCAUCAUUUUUGUGCUUCUAUUUCAGGUAUAGGAAUUAUAAGAGGAUUGGUUCUUUCUCAGCAUUGUCCCAUUUCGCUCUCCUGCUUUUUCAGCAUGUGCAAUACUUUCCACGCCAAUAGAAUCUGAUCCGUGUGCUCUAGUUAAAGCUCACACCCUUUUGGCUUUCUCCUUGUUUGGAGGGGAGGAGCUGAAAGGGGAGAGCCCCCCCCCCCCCCCUGCUGCAAGCUCCCCCUGCUGCUGUGGAUGCUGAGUGCUGGGCGGGAGCCUUCAGGAGCCCAGGUGUCUGUCGCCAUGUUGCAGAAAGAUCAAGCAAAGGAGAUCUAGGGGACCAGCUGCGGUACCGCUGUCACCACGAUGAAUAGUGAAUGUGGAGUGUGUAGAGGAAGGAGGCAGAGUCAUUUCUAAGGCGAACGCUGGAGCCAUAGAGCCAGCAUCAACCCAUUUUCCACACCCUUUCCCGCAAGGGGGCAGGCCCCUCCUCAGGUCUGUGUCCUUGAGACUUUGAGCUGUGCCUCUGAGCCCGCAGGAAGUGACAUGUGUGUGAACUGUGAGCGGCUGUGGAGGGGCCACCUGCCAGCACCGCUCACUCUCCUCUGUGGCAGCUUUCUCUUCGAAUAGGAAGAACAUCCAGGGGACAGGGAGCCGCCUCCUGUUUGCAGACCUUGCUGAAGGGAGGCUCCCAGAGCAGCCUUUGCCACCACUCCUGUGUAGCAGACCUGGCAGCGAUAGGCGUAGACAUUCUCCAGUGCCCUGCAGCUCACGAGAAUCAGCCUUGUGCCUCUGUACCCUGUCCACUUUGCAAUAUUUGCUGACACUGUAUUUAGUUCUUUCUUUCCUGUUUCCCACUUUUAAACUAAUAACAGCAGGCCUUUUUGCAUUUACAAUGGAACACAAUCACCAAGAAAUUAGGGUGAAAAAGAAAAAAAAAAAUAUAUAUAUAUAUAUAUAUAAUAAGAAACCAACAAACAAGAACCUCUCUUUCUAGGGAUUUCUAAAUGCAGAAAAUGACUGUUCCUUCGAAUGUUUAACUUGAGAAUUAUUUCAGUUUGUCUGGGCCACACUGGGUUGCAGAUAAAGAGAUGGGUGCCACUUACCUCAAACCUUUUGAAGUGGAAAUCCAAAUUGCAUUUUCAUUGGGACUUUCAGGAUAAUUUCCUAUGUCAAUCAACUUUUUUUUUUGUUUUGUUUUCCCCAACUCGCCCCGUUUGGUGUGGGAUGAUUUGAUUUUCUUCACUGCUGUCGUUGAUGCCUCUCUUAACUCUGCAUUGUGACCCUCUGUGUUUUGUUGGGUGAGUGUGUUGGGUUGCCCCCGCAGGAAGUGGCAGCAGCUUCCCCCCUCCCCUUUCCCCCAGGAAAGCUGCGGAACCUUUCACACCUCUUACUCAGGGACGGGCUGGCGUGUGUGUGGCACACUGAUGUGCCCGGAGCAGCACUUUGACUGCUCUGGAGUAGGGCUGUACAACUUCGAGGAAUGUUUGGAUUUCCUGCACCUUGUGGAUUACUCCUUAGAUCCUGCAUAGAUUGCAAUAUGAUGCUGCAUGUUUGUGAGGAACAGCAGCUCCUAGUAAUCAUAAAUCCACUCUUUGCACAUAGUUUGAUCUUUACUGAAAUAUGUUGCCAAAAUUUCUUUUUGUUGUUGUAGCUUUGGAACUUUUUGUUGUUGUUUUUUUUUUAAGGAAACAAUUGACAAUACCCUUUAACAUCUGUGACUACUAAGGAAACCUAUUUCUUUCAUAGAAAAAUCUCAAUGCUUUCAAAGACACUAAUGCCACGCAAUUUGGGUGAAGAAGCAGAGCUCUUGGGAUAGAAGGCCAGGCUUUUUGAGCUGUGUUGGUUGCCAUGGCGACCGUUUCAUGUACCACAAGCAGCUCAACAAACUGUGGCCUGUUCUCCCCUAACCCUUUGCACUUCCUGUUUUCUGGUCACCGUGACGAUUCCAGGUGACAACAGGGCCGCCCGUCUCCCUGGCCCGACCCAGCUUCUUUGGUGGAUAUGAAAGAAAAGGGAAUUAUGCUUUUUGUAUUCUUUAGAGUGGAGUGAAGGUCUUUGCUUCCACUUUUGUGUUUUCAACCCAGAAUUUCUGAAAUGGAGAAUUUAAGACAUCAAGUAAUAACUAUACAGAGAAUAUACUUUUUAUAAAGCACAUGCAUAUGCUAUUGUGUUGGGUUGGUUUCCUCUUUUCCACGGACAGUGUUGUGUUUCUGUUGAUAGGGAAACUCCAAACGAUUUGCACACCUCUACUCUGGAGCCGAGACUUCUACAGAGAUGACCUCGCUUCAAAUGUUACUUACUGAUGGGAUCUUUUCUUGUAGCACUAGACCUUGUGGGAAUUUCCUUUUUUUUUUUUUUUUUUUUCUUCCUUCUUUAUAAUGUACACCUAACCUGAGAAGCUGAAGAAAAGAAAUUUUUGAGGCACUCACUUUGAGGAGUACAGGUAAUGUUUUAAAAAAAAAAAAAUUGCACAAAAGAAAAAUGAAUGUCGAAACGAUUCAUUCAGUGUUUGAAAAAUAUGGAUCUGUUGAAACAAUGAGUUUCAUACCUUGUUUGUAAAAAAAAAAAAAAAAAAGAAGAAGCAUAAAGGUUGAAAGUUACAUGUUUUUCUUUGUAUAUAGAAAUCCGUUGUGUCUAAAUGAUCAGCUGUGUAUGGUUACGGCCUGGAAGAAUUAUUGCGUCAAAGGCUCUUCAACUAUUACCUAUGCUUCGUUUCUGUUUUCGUUACAUAGAGCCCUCCUUCUAAGAGAGGGCAACUCUGCAUUCUGCAGUUUGAGAAUACUGUUCAUUCCUGUGCUGAAAGUACUUCUCUGAGCUCCCUUCUUAGUUUAAACUCUUAAGCCAAUGCAGCUCCUUUUCCUUCAGAAAUGAUAUUUUGACAUUUUCAGCACUUCCUGUUCCAAUAAACCCAAAGAAUAUAAUCCUGAACAAGAAGUGUUUGUAACAAGGGAUCCUAGCUACCAAUAAAACAGGACUCAUUGUGAGGACAAAAAAAUAAAUAAAAAAAUGUUCGGCCUUCUUCCCCCCCACACCUCAUUUAAAUGGGGGGGAGGCAAAACACGAAAUCCAAUUCAAACGCCUCGUUUCACUUCAGUUAAACUUUUUCUUUAUAUUGAGGCCAAAAUAAACGUGGGACAACUUCUUAGAAAAGUCGUAUCCUGUCCAAAAACCAAGCCAGCCAGCGGAUACUGGACAGCUGUGGGGAUAUUGAGCAAACCCACCUACAGUUCUUACCUGCAGAAGCUCAGCUGCCCUCUUGCUGUUAAUGGCAACAUUUCUGGGAGCUGACGUUCACUUGUACCAUGGCAGGAGGGAAUUGGUGGCCUCCGUGUUUCAAUUUCUUGUGUCCUCUUGACUUGUAUACAAACGGUUCAGCUAUAUUAAAAUUAAGUGCAUUUGGCCAAUAGGUAGUAUCUAUAUAAUAACAGUCUCUAAGAAUUUCCGUAACUUUUCUUAACCUGAAAGGACUCGAGUCUUCCACUGCAGAUAAUUGGAGACUUUGCCCAAGUUUUCUUUCCCUUUAGUUUGUUCGUUUACUGUCUGGAUGGCCAACGAGCCUGUCUCCUUUUCCAUGGCCGGUCUGAAGACCUGUGUGGGAAGCAUUGUUUACAGUCAUCUUCGCUGAGACUGUUCUCUGGACUAUCAGGGCUGAGGCGACGCUACCUUGGAGCUAUUGUCUUUUAAAAAGCAGGUACCAAGCAGCCAGGUGCGUAGGUUUCCUCUGGUUCUCACAUGAACCACCUGCUCUUAAGGUAUGAUUUGGCCCAGGAGUGGGACAGACCCUUCAGUCCGUGACCAUUCGAUGUGACACCUGUGCGUUGGGUUCUGUGCAUACUGCCCUUUCGGCCUUGGGGGGAGGUUUCCUCAUCCCCGGCCACCACUGCUCACCUGUAGAUCCAAAUCGGUGUCAGCUGACGGGAGGUUUCAGGACAGUCCCGGUCUCCGUGGUGGCCUUCAGUGACCACAGUGUCCUCACUUCUAGCCAGUGGGGUCCCGGCCCAGAGCCAUCUCUGAAAUCCGUUCCUCUGGAUGUGUUACUAUCUGAUCAUUCAAACUUCCAGCCGUAUGCCUCCCACCGGCCAAGGGAAAGGAGAUGCCAGAACGGUGGGCACUAUCAGACUGACAUGGCCAGUACAGAGGAAAACUAGGGAAGGAGUGAUGAUUUGCACCUUAUCGAAAAGAAAAUAUUACGUGCAUACAUAGUUAAGAGCUUUUAUUGUGACAGGAGAACUUUUUUCCAUAUGCGUGCAUACUCUCUGUAAUUCCAGUGUAAAAUAUUGUACUUGCACUAGCUUUUUUAAAACAAAUAUUAAAAAAAAAGGAAGAAUUCAUAUUCUAUUUUCUAAUCGUGGUGUGUCUAUUUGUAGGAUACACUCGAGUCUGUUUAUUGAAUUUUAUGGUCCCUUUCUUUGAUGGUGCUUGCAGGUUUUCUAGGUAGAAAUUAUUUCAUUAUUAUAAUAAAACAAUGUUUGAUUCAAAAUUUGAACAAAAUUGUUUUAAAUAAAUUGUCUGUAUACCAGUACAAGUUUAUUGUUUCAGUAUACUCGUACUAAUAAAAAUAACAGUGCCAAUUGCAAA
This is a messenger RNA of Pipistrellus kuhlii (Kuhl's pipistrelle), 10660 nucleotides long. It is a transcript of the gene ATXN1, whose product is annotated as ataxin 1. NCBI's taxonomy places the organism in Eukaryota, Metazoa, Chordata, Mammalia, Chiroptera, Vespertilionidae. The transcript is spliced from 9 exons. The record is from RefSeq and is a predicted model, not a curated record. Gene Ontology annotation, cellular component: nucleus. The coding region runs from base 1005 to 3524 and encodes 839 amino acids. Gene Ontology annotation, molecular function: RNA binding; protein binding. Gene Ontology annotation, biological process: negative regulation of transcription by RNA polymerase II; nervous system development.